AUACCCAGCCUGAUAUCCAAGGCCUGUGAUGAACUCAAUAAAGACAUUCAGUUGCUAGAAAAUAAAUUGAAAGAGACUCAGACCAGGCUCACCGAUAAAGAUCACACAAAAGAAAAUGAAAUUAGCAACCUGAAAAAUAUUAUUACAGAUCUGGAACACCGCCUAAAAAGGGAGCAAAAUAACAAUAACACUAUUCUAAAGGAAAUGAGGAAAGAUUGUUUUACAAAGUCAGAAGUACUUAAAGAAGUCACUCAACAAGUAGAAGAGUUAAAAAGGCACUUGGACUCUGCAAUGCAAGAGGUACGUAAAAAUGUAUAGUAAAGGGAAAAAUGCCUUGGGCUCCAUGGCAUGGUUUGCGUAAAGAAAAAGAAAGCAAUCAUGAAUAAGGUGAUAACUCCCCCACUCUGCAUAAAACGACAAUGUGUAAAAUAUAUAUGUAUAUGUAGGGCUCAAAAUAUCCACAUGCUGCUAGCAAUUGGCAAGUUGGUAGAAUUUUACCCCUGUGAGUGUGCCAUGGACCAUCCACAUAAAGUGGCAAUUAACUUUUAGGACCUGCUUAGCUAAUCAAAAAAAUAAAUAAAAAAAUCCCUAAUUUAAGGGCAUGCUUCACAGCUGACCUCCAUAGAGACUGCACAAAUGCUCGUCUGACAGCUUCAGUACAGUAUUCUCAGGUGUUCUUACCCCACGUGCUCUGCCAGUGUUUUCUUUAAUGCAGACCCUGUUUGGCAAAAUUUGAACCCACAGCAUUAUUGCGUUCCUGCUCAGAAACUCACAUUCCAAUCAAUCUAGAAAUGCAUUUGGUAAAAGCCGUAAUGUUUUAAUGACAAAUUCAUUAUGCUGAAAAAAGCUCUAUAUAACAAAGGCAUGAUGCUCUGGUCCAUAAAAUGCUUGCCAUACAAAUGCCAUAGACCGCACUAGUUAUUGGUAUUCCCGCUUCUCAUCCUCCACCAAUAUAAUCCAACAUCACAAAAUAGUCAGGUUGUUCUGCCGGAACCAGUUACCUCUAUGCCAGGGCUGUCCAACCUGCGGCCCCCCAGAUGUUGCUGAACUUCAACUCCCAUGAUUUCCUGGCUAUCUGUUUCAUUGAAAGAAUCAUGGGAGUUGUAGUUCAGCAACAUCUAAGGGGCCGCAGGUUGGACAUGCCUGCUCUGUGCUAUGGAGCAGCCAUAUUUAGCCCUCUUUGGUCAAUCGUACCACUUAUCUGCCAAAACCAUGCACAAAUGGAAGGUUUAAAACCGUCCCAAAGCACAGUUUUGCAAUACUUUGCAUUUGCACAUUGGCAGGAUUUGUGAAAGAGGAUUAGCUGCACAAUAUAAUUUGGAAAAGCCAUGCUUCCGACCAAACCAGAGUUAAAUAUGGCUUCCCCAUAGAGCAAUGAUAGCCAGAAGAUGCACCGAUAAGAUUUAUUUAUAACGUACAUGUGUGCAUUACUAAAUUGUACACGCAGGGGCUAUAAUAAAUGUAAUUUCCACAAUACAGACAGUUUUCCUUCAAUGCACACUCACAUUGCCACAGCAAUUUACCUCUGUAGUAUUACCACCUUCUGCUGUGUGGUUAUUUAUUUUUUUAAAUAGGUUUUCUAAGGAUAUAUUAUUCAUUGUAAUGAGAUACUGUUUUCUUUUAAAUUUAUAUUAAAGAUUUAGCAAAUGACUCAGUCCAGUUCAGGGCACAUAUUAUUGUUUGAUUCCCCCUCCUCGCUGUAUGCUUUCUCUAUGCUGAUUGGCAGGAGGAAAGGACAGAGUAUUAAAACAAUGUUUGCAGGAAGCUAAGAUGGAGGUGUCCAAUUGCACGAUGAAGAGAUGUGUAAUUUUAUUUGCCUCACCUCGCAAACACAUUUGUUAAAUACAGGGACUAAACAUGAUAUUUACAUUUGUUAGGGAUUUACUUUUUGUGUUUGAUGUGAGGAUUUUAAUCAUAACCUCCCAAACUUAAAUGUUAUACAAUAUCUUUGAGGGGGCUUUGCAGUAGAAAGCAGGAAGUAAAGUAACGAGGAAGAGAAUAUAAUGUAUAUGUACACAUACCAAGUUGUGUUUCAUGGCUGUAGAGCAAAGCAUGCAUUACACUAAAAAUAGGCGAUAAAAUGUUUCUGCUUUUAGAAUUUGUUCCUUAAAGAAACAGUACGCUUGGAAUGCGAAGAACGCUUUGAGCUGACCGAGGCUUUGACCCAGGCUCGAGAACAACUGCUGGAACUAAAGCAAGCUAAUGGAAGCUUUCUAUCAUCAUCAUUAUCAUCACAAAGAUCAUUUACUGCAGAAAGGCCUAAACUAACUCAAAGGACAAGUAAUAUGGACCAUAAACAUCCUCAGAGUCUGUCAUCCAAUAAGGGAAGCAGACUAGUGAGCCUCCCAGGUAACAGCUUGGUUUCAAACAAGCAUUUACAGAGCAGUAGUAGCAGCUUGCCUUCAUUGCCAUCACCGUAUCCAAAAAAAGAAAGGGCGUUUUCACUCACUGAUGCAAAGCCAAAAUUAACUGCAGUUCUCAGAAGCCAAUCUACUCAACAAUGA
Messenger RNA from Pelobates cultripes (western spadefoot toad), 2504 nucleotides. The record is from the annotation of a GenBank genome assembly. NCBI's taxonomy places the organism in Eukaryota, Metazoa, Chordata, Amphibia, Anura, Pelobatidae.